AUGCCUUCUCGGGGACUGCGGCGAGUAUUGCCACAACUGCGCCAACUCCAACCUGCCUGCCCCGAUAUCUGGGGGCCAAAUCAAGCGAGAAGAAAGCUAGCCCGCCGUGGGGUAACCGGACAUGCGAAUCUGAUCCUGAAAAUGUGCCUGACACUGGCGUCGUACGAAAAUACGAAUGGACGAUACAACGGGCUGUCCUGGCACCGGAUGGAUUUGACACUUCUCACUGUCAAUGGCCAGUUCCCUGGGCCCCUCGUUGAGGCCAACUGGGGGGAUAUUGUCGAGGUCACCGUCCACAACAACAUCACGGGUCCGGAAGAAGGCACAGCAAUGCAUUGGCAUGGCAUACACCAGCAAGGGACUGGGCUCAUGGACGGAGUCAGCGGUAUCACGCAAUGCCCCAUUGUACCUGGUGGAAGCUUUACGUAUCGCUGGAGAGCCAGCACGUAUGGCUCGACUUGGUACCAUGGCCAUCACGCACUGCAGUAUGGUGGAGGGCUGUGGGGUCCUAUGGUUAUCUACGGCCCUUCUCACGUCAAAUACGAUCUCGACUUAGGACCUGUUACACUCUCCGAUUAUUAUCACUACCCUUACGAGAAGAUUGCCUCGGAUGCCAUAUCGACCAGUAACGAUACCAGUGUUUACGCCCCCAAUUCGAACAACCACUUGAUCAACGGAAUGAAUCACUUCAAUUGCUCAUUGGCUCCCGCAAACACGACCUGCAAGAGUAAUGCCCCACGCGCAUCGUUGAGAUUCAAGUCUGGCAAAGUGCACAAGCUCCGGUUCAUCAACACAAGUGUCGAAGCUAUGCAGAUCUUUUCCAUCGACGGCCACAAGCUCAUUGUGACCACAAUGGACUUCGUGCCCGUAGAGCCUUACGAAGUGGAGUACAUCAUCCUCGGCGUCGGCAUGAGGGCUGAAGUUCUCGUAAAGGGAAAUGGAGACCCGACGCGGUCGUACUACAUGCGCUCGAGAAUCCAAUGUGCUGCCACGAAAGUCAACGAGACACUAGGCACUGUCUUCUACGACGAAACGCCUUCCACGAUUGUGCCAGCCACCAAGACCGUUGCGGCUCUGCCAAACUUCUCUUCGACAUGUGGUGAUCCUGAUCUUCACUUGAAAAAGCCGAUUUAUAAGAAGCGUGUUCCUAAGCCCGACUUGACACUGCUCUACGACAUCGAAUUUCGAGCCAACGCUAGCGGCAACCAUGAAUGGUUGAUGAACAACGUCACUUUCCAAGCCGACUGGAGCCGUCCUUUGUACAUCGAGGCGGUAGAUGGCCAUGCCGACGAAUCAGACGGGUUCUACAACGGCAGUCUGAAGUAUCCUAAGAAUCCGGCCCGCGCCGACACGGAACUUCUCCGACGUAACGGCAAUCUUGUUGUGCAGUUCGAAGCCAAAAACCCGGGCAUUUGGAGUUUCCACUGCCAUACUGCGUGGCAUGCUAGCGUUGGUCUCUAUAUCAACUUCUUGGUCAAGCCAAAGAAAGUUCAGCAAAGUAAGAUCCCUGACGACGUACGCGAGGUUUGCGCGGCUUGGGAUGACUAUAGACAACUGCAUGGCGAGAAUGCUCUCCCUUUUGAUAGUGGGCUUCGAUAA
Molecule: messenger RNA, 1599 nt
Organism: Colletotrichum phormii
Lineage: Eukaryota; Fungi; Ascomycota; Sordariomycetes; Glomerellales; Glomerellaceae
Product: multicopper oxidase
Exons: 5
Coding region: 1-1599 (532 amino acids)
Molecular function (GO): copper ion binding; oxidoreductase activity
Source: RefSeq, a predicted model, not a curated record